Molecule: messenger RNA, 4671 nt
Organism: Paramuricea clavata
Lineage: Eukaryota; Metazoa; Cnidaria; Anthozoa; Malacalcyonacea; Plexauridae
Source: the annotation of a GenBank genome assembly
AUGCAUCAUUUAGGAAAUGGUAUGUAAAUGUUUUAACAUGAAAACUACAGUACUCUGUCUGAUCUGGCAGUCACACAAGAAAUGUAACCAUACCAAGUUAUUUUUACGUUCCAGCUUGCAAAGACCCUAAAGCGUUAGGAAUGCAGAGCGGAAAGAUCCCAGAUUCAAGAAUAAAAGCCUCGAGUGGAUUGAAUGCAUAUUAUUGGGGUUACAAAGGGAGAUUAAAUGGGAGUGAAUGCUGGGUUGCUCAGCCAUCAACAACCAACCAGUGGCUGCAAAUUGAUUUCAAAUAUAACGCAACAGUUACAGAGAUUCUCACACAAGGCCACACAGACAAAGAUCAAUGGGUGGCAAGCUACACUGUUGCUUAUUCUGACGAUGGCGUGAAUUUUGCAACGUACAAAGGGGAUGAAGGGCAAGAUAAGGUAACUAUCAUAUAUUUUUCAGCUCUACAGCUCUUGGGCAGGUUGUAGGAAAAUAAUUAGAAUACCAUUUUGGGCAUCUCACUCGAUAGAACUAAUUGCAGAAGUGCUUUGUAGAUGGAAUAUUUUAUACAUUUAAUAGACCUGACCAGGAGCAGUUACGAAAAAUGCAACUAUAGGCCCUCUGUAUAAAAUUGCAUGUUUCAAAUUUGAACUCGAUAAUUUCGUUCUACAAAACCAUUCUAUAAUACCAUAAAUAAUUGAAAAAACUACUGAGGUUUAGCCGAAAUACUUGAGAAAGAUGAGGAAUUUUCGACAUUUCAAGCGAAGGCAGGAAGUGUGGAAGUGCUUUCCAUUAUUUAUCAGAUAUCUUGCUAUAUAAACACUUCCUAUGUUUGGUUACAAUCAAUGGUAGACUAGAAAAUACAUGCAUGCAGAAACCCUCGCCUUGCUGACAAAACCGUUGUAUUUUCCGAAUUAACAUGAAGUAUCUAAAGUAGUUGUCAUGGUAACACAAUAAUUUUUUAAGAAUAUUCUUACAAAUGAAAAUCGCCUAAAAAUAUCACUUUUAAUUACAAAAUUAUCAAUUUCCCAACAUAUAUAUGUUAGGUAUGUAAUUAUACGUAAUACAAGCUUCAAUUUAAGGUAAAAUUCAACCACAAACAAUUCACAAAACGUUUUAAAGUGUUCUUUAUAAAACUAAACUGCCUUUAUCUAUUAAAUGGCUUUAUCGAUAAACUUUGAGUUUGCAAUAAAAUGAUUUCAAAUUCUCGCUUGCAAAUAACUUUGCUUUAUUUUUUAUUUAAAAAAUUCAAUAUAAUAAAAAAGGGAAUCAAUAUUAAAGAUACACUGAAAUUAUAUGCUGUCUUGUUUAGUUGUUUCAUAUACGCAAAGGCCGUCGGGUUUUAAAGCCAUUAUAAAAUCAAUAUUUAAAACAAACUUACCUUCGUUAACGUCGGCUCCCUUCUUUUAGCUGAUUCUUUCGCCCUUUCUUUCUUGAAAUUUACAAAAUCUUGCAGAAAUACGAGCAAAAAUGAAGAAUAUUUGCAAGAAAUUUAUCAAUCAUCAACUCAUCAAAUCAAGAAAUGUUUGCUAUUUCGCUGUCGUCAUGCAGCCGUUAUAAUGCAAACUUUAAAUUGGACCAAUCAGUGUCCGUUAUUCAUGACAGUCCGCCAUAUUUUGAGAUCAGUGAGGAUGACCACCCAUCGUUGGUGACCGACGCCCGCGCUCAUUGAUGAACUUUAGACUUCGCUAAUGCUUUCGUUUCCCCGGGUGUAAAUAGCCGGGGGGAAUUAGUACCCUCGCACGGCGCUUCGCGCCGCCGGCUCGGGGAUUAAGUACUUGACAGUGACUUUGCUCUCUAAGCCUAGCUAUAACUGGGAAACUCACCUGAGUGAGAUCUGCAUGGUCUUGGUUAAAUUAAAGUGUAUAGUACAAGUGUAGUACGUCGUAUGUAAAACUGAAAAGGUUGAAAAAUACCAGUUUUAGACUGGUAUUUUUCAUAAGGUUAUAAACCUUUAUAUAAAAAUAAAUAUAGAAAAUGAGUUUAACGAAAUCCAAUUUGUGAUCGUAUGAGAUACGAGCUAUCCUAGUUAGUCGUAGACUGCGAGGUGUCCCUUCUUUCCGCGGGUUUAGAUUUCCGAGCAUGCGAAAGAAAAGAAGGGACUGCCGACAACACAUCAAGAAACGGAAUACGCGUUGCUCACAAAACGCAAAAUUUCAAUCAAGAUUUCUAUCAAAUCUGAUACGUAGUAAUUAUGCUAUCAAUAAUUUCCAGACUGAAUGUUGAUUAUAUAAAUAAACAUGAUAUUAAUUUAACGGUUCCUAUUGGAUUGAUUUAAUUAGAUAUAAGUAAUGUUUAUGCAAAGGCGGAGGCAACUUGACAAGAGCGAAAAGUGGGCGUAUUUCGUUUGUCGAUGUGUUGUCGGUGGUCCCUCCUUUCUCGCGAGGGACUGCUCGUGGUCUAGGUUAGUUGAAAUGUUGUCAAGUGAGAUAAAAUUUUCCAUGUGAAGGCUUUAUGACCUUUAUUCCACCAAACCGGGAUGAACAUUGUUGCCGAUUUUCACCUAUAAUCCCCGAGCCAACGGCGCGGAGCGCCGUUCCGGGCGUAAACCCGGGGCGAGGGAACUAAUUCCGCCCGGCUAUUUACACCCGGGGAAACGAAAGCAUUAGCGAAGUCUAAAGUUCAUCAAUGAUCGCGGGCGUGGAUGACCAACGAUGUUGAGUGGGUGGUCAUCCUCGCUGAUCUCAAAAUAUGUGGCGGACUGUCACGAAUAGCGAACACUGAUUGAUAAAAUUUAAAAUUUGUGGUUGUAUGACGAAUGACGACAGCGAAAUAACAAACGUUUCUUGCAAAUCAGCAAAUAUAUUGUGUUUUGCCUCGGUUUUUGCAAGAUUUUGCAAAUUUCAAAACCUUUUUGAGAGCGAAAAACCGUCUGAAAACGUCUAAAAGAAUGGAGCAAAGUCGCCUGCGUUAAUGAAGGUAAGUUUGUUUUUAAUAUUGAUUUAUUGUUUGCUUUUACUUUUAAGAACAUUUUAAAACGUUUUAAUGACAAAGAUUUUGUAAAUUUCAAAACCUUUCUGAGAGCAAAAAACUCAAUGUUUACCGAUAACACAAUAAAAGGCCGUUUUAUAGUUUUAAGAACAUUUUAAAAUGUUUUGCGAAGCGUUUGUAGUUGAAAUUUACAUUAAAUUGAAGCUUAUAUUACGCAUAAUAACUUUUUGAAAUAAAUAGUUGUAUGAAAAUGUUGUCCUGUAUUUACUUUCUUAUGAAUUUAAUACAGUUUAGAACGAGUAAAACAGAGCUUUAAUCUACAGAGCAAUUUUGAUCAACGCUGUUAGAAACAUCGCCUGCCACGGCUUGAAAUGCUAGCGUACUUUACAAGACGUGACAAUAUGCAUUUUGUCGUGGACUACGUCUGAAACUCCAAAUACACUUUUAAUUAUUCAUAUAUUUUGUGCCAUAGGAUUAAUGAUAUUGUAUUGAUAGCCAUCGUCCUGAUGCUGCCGUCUUACAUGCGUAAACUCCCUAAUGUCAUCCCACCGAUCGAUGCGGGAUAUUUGGUGGGUUAAAAACAGUCAUACCAGAAAAUACAUGCAUGCAGAAACCCUCGCCUUGCUGACAAAACCAUUAUAUUUUCCUAACAUGAAGUAUUAAAAGUAGUUGUCAUUGUAACACGAUAAUUUUAUUAAGAAUAUUUUUAAUAUUGACAAAUCUCCUAAAAAAUAUCACUUUUAAUUACAAAUUUAUCAAUUUCCCAAACAUAUAUAUGUUAGGUAUGUUAUUAUAAUUAUAAUACAUAAUCUUAGCUUCAAUUUAAUGUACAAUUCAACCACAAGCACUUCGCAAAACGCUUUAAAAUGUUCUUUAUAAAACUAAACUGCCUUUAUCGAUAAACUUUGAGUUUGAAAUAAAAUGAUUUCAAAUUCUUGCAUGCAAAUAACUUUGCUUUCUUUUUUAUUUAAAAAUUUUAAUAUAAUAAAAAGGGUAAUGAAUAAAGAUACAGUAAAAUAAUAUGCAGUCUUUUUUCAUUAUACGCAACGAUUAGCUUUUAUAGAAAUUAUAAAGCAAACAAUACAUCAAUAUUUAAAACAAACUUAUACCUUUGCUUCCUUCUUUUAGCAAUUAUUUUGCCUCUAUUCUCAAAAAGCUUUUGAAAUUUACAAUAUCUUGCAAUAUUGAAAUAUAUCUGCAAGAAAUGUUUGCAAUUUCGCUGUUGUCAUGCAGUCGUUAUAAUGCAAAUUUUAAAUUCGACCAAUUUUGAAAUCAGUUAGGAUGACCACCCACGCACGGUAACCCAUGCGUCCGCGAUUAUUGAUGAACUCUAAACUUUGCCACAGAUUAUAAAUUACUGUAUAUAUAAUAAUAAUACAGUAUAAUAUAUAAUCUGCGACUUCGCUAAUCCUUUCUUUCCACGGGAGUGAAUAGCCAAGCUCACCUGAGUGAGAUGAAUGAUCACCGUAUAGUUUGCAAUCAUAUUAUCAGACUCAAGUUCAUGUUCAUUUUUUCAUUUGCAUUCAAACAAUUUCGGGAGAAUGUUCUUGAUGGGCUUUAUAUAAUAUAAACCGGUAUUUUAUGGCUAAAAUUAUGUAUCUCUUUGAAAACAGGUAUUUUCAGGCAAUACUGACAGAGAUAGUGUUGUGCGUCAAGAAGUUUCACCCGAUCUUGUUGCAAGAUUCAUCAGAAUCCAACCAAAGACUUGGCAAAAUCACAUUUCCAUGAGAGCUGAGGUUCAUGGUUGUGUUGAAG